GAUUAACCUUUUCUGUAGUCACAAUGUCAGGACGUGGUAAAGGAGGGAAGGGCCUCGGAAAGGGUGGCGCCAAGCGCCACCGUAAGGUGCUGCGCGACAACAUCCAGGGCAUCACCAAGCCCGCCAUCCGGCGCCUGGCCCGGCGCGGCGGCGUCAAGCGCAUCUCCGGGCUCAUCUACGAGGAGACCCGCGGGGUGCUCAAGGUGUUCCUGGAGAACGUGAUCCGGGACGCCGUCACCUACACGGAGCACGCCAAGCGCAAGACGGUCACGGCCAUGGACGUGGUCUACGCGCUCAAGCGCCAGGGCCGCACUCUCUACGGCUUUGGCGGUUAAAUCUAUACACUCUACGGCUUCUUUAAAAACCAAAGGCCCUUUUUAGGGCCACCUAUCCAUCUUUAAGAGAGUUGUAACUUCUGUUAAGCCUGUGGGUGAGAUGACUUUCCCAGUGGCAAGUCUUGUAGGCCUGUUUCCAACGUUGCCAGUUUUCCUAUUAAUCCGUGGUUCAGAUUACUUGGUGGUGGUGUGUGCUGAAAGUACUGUGGAGAUCUUGGAAUGCUGGAGUUGUGGACUAUAUCACUUUUACAAAGAAAAAAUGUCUUGUGACAGGUGGGUUAUGCGUGCAUCUACAGAAAUGAGA
Messenger RNA from Molossus molossus (Pallas's mastiff bat), 639 nucleotides. Its product is annotated as histone H4. Lineage: Eukaryota; Metazoa; Chordata; Mammalia; Chiroptera; Molossidae. Gene Ontology annotation, cellular component: nucleosome. Gene Ontology annotation, molecular function: structural constituent of chromatin; DNA binding; protein heterodimerization activity. The transcript has a single exon. Bases 24 to 335 code for a protein of 103 amino acids. Gene Ontology annotation, biological process: nucleosome assembly. The record is from RefSeq and is a predicted model, not a curated record.